AUGUCGUCAAGUUCCAAACAAGUUGACCGGUUCUGUCAUCAGUAUCUUCAGCUCCAGUCUGACUUGUACUAUCCAGAGGCUUCACUGUUGAAGACUUCUCAGGUCCAAGAUGCGUUUUAUGAGAGGUUAUUCGCUGAUGGAGCUGUGAGAUAUGGACCUCCACCACGGUUUCAACUUCGAGUUCUCAAAGAGCUCAUGUCCAGAAUUGAAGCUAGCAUUGAUGACUGGGAAGAGUAUGGCGUAUCUGAUGACUUGAUGGCUGCGCUUUCACUCUUUCUUGCAAACCCAUUGCCUUCAGAAGCCACUUCUGCUCAGCAAAAGUCAUAUGUCACAUACCAUCUCUCUGAGUUAUGUGAAGACAGCUCAAGACCAAGCCAGCAGGCGCCUCAUAUCACCCUUCUCGAGAACCACUCUCUCAUCUCAGGCUCAGGGACCACUGGUCUACGCACGUGGGAAGCUGCUCUUCACUUAGGCUCAUACCUUAGCCAGAACAGACACAUUGUCAAGGGAAAGCGAGUCUUGGAACUAGGAGCUGGUACAGGAUAUCUUUCUAUCCUUUGCGCCAACUUCCUCGGCUCUCAACAUGUCAUAGCAUCAGAUGGCUCUGACGAUGUGAUCAACAACCUCCCCGAUAACCUUUUUCUCAAUGACCUUCAAGAUUCCACUCAAGUAACUCCAAUGGACGUGAAAUGGGGACACGCUCUCAUGGGUACCGAAGAGGAGAAGUGGAAUGGUGGGCGUCCUAUUGAUGUCGUGCUAGGCGCCGACAUUACUUACGACAAGAGCGUGAUAAGAGCCCUAAUCGGGACUCUGCGUGAGGUAUUUGACCUUCAUCCACAUGUGGAGGUUUUCAUCUCAGCGACACAACGAAACGAGAAGACGUUUCAAGCGUUUCUGGAUCAGUGCCAAGCUAACGGACUCGCCGUCGAGGUGAUACAAUUCCCAAUCCCAAAGCGGGAAGUUCAACAGGGUCCUUUUUACAACGAUAAUGUCGCUAUCCAUAUCUGCAAAGUGUCCAGAACGUAA
Messenger RNA from Fusarium mangiferae, 1026 nucleotides. RefSeq lists its product as uncharacterized. NCBI's taxonomy places the organism in Eukaryota, Fungi, Ascomycota, Sordariomycetes, Hypocreales, Nectriaceae. Bases 1 to 1026 code for a protein of 341 amino acids. The record is from RefSeq and is a predicted model, not a curated record. The transcript has 2 exons.